Diceros bicornis minor is the source of this 1969-nucleotide messenger RNA. RefSeq names its product ral-GDS-related protein-like. Gene Ontology annotation, biological process: Ras protein signal transduction; positive regulation of GTPase activity. The record is from RefSeq and is a predicted model, not a curated record. The transcript has 7 exons. NCBI's taxonomy places the organism in Eukaryota, Metazoa, Chordata, Mammalia, Perissodactyla, Rhinocerotidae. Gene Ontology annotation, cellular component: plasma membrane. Gene Ontology annotation, molecular function: guanyl-nucleotide exchange factor activity. The coding region runs from base 717 to 1076 and encodes 119 amino acids.
AGGUGAGCGGCAGGGGGAGGAGGGGGAGAGGGAGAGGGCGCUCUGGCUUGGUUUCCAUGGCCCACCAGGAGCUCCCCACUGGGGUCCCCGGUCACCAGCUGCUGUCUCUCUUUGAUGUCUUCCUCAAAAUGUCAGCUCUCUUGAUGGUUCUCAGGGCUAUUAUGAAUUUAUUCAACAAUCAAGGAAUCUUUGGGUCAUUUUUUAGGGAUUUUAUGUCAAGGGGGCUCUACAUGUGUUUAUUCAGUCUAUCAUCUUUACCCAAUACCUUUGUUUUUGGACCGAUUCUGUACAACAGAACAGCCGGGCCGGUGGCCUGCAAGUUCCAGGGUUUGAGAGGUUUGCCCUCCAGAAAGCCGGUGAUGAUUGGGCUUCUCACAGGACGUGGUACACUGUCCCUGAGCCCGCUCUAACUCGCCAGGUGCAGAGCUUCAGCCAGCAGCAGAAGCAGAGCAGUGGGCAGUGGUGGAGGUAGAGCUGGCUCCAGCUCCGUUGACACCACCCUCUCUAGCACUGGAGCCAGUGUCCCCUCCAUCAGCAGUGUUGGAGCUAGAGCAAGGGCCGACAUCGGCUGCAGCAGGAGUGGGAGCUGCUGAGCUGGAGUCACCUGGACCAUCAUUUCUAGUGGGAAGUCCAUCUCCACCUGUGGCUAAGAAGCAUGAGAAGAAGCCCAACCUACGGCCUUCCCUCCUAAGCUGGUGGUGGAGCAGUUGACCGUGAUGGAUGCGACCGUAGAGGUGGACACUAACAGGACCUGCUGCACAGAGUGGUUGUGCCGGCUCCAUGAGGAGUUCGAGAUCCUGAAGAACUUGUCCUCGCCCCGCACUGUCAUCUCUGCUCUGCAGAAAACAUCCAUAUGCCACUUGAAGAACACAUGGGGGAAGUUUCCUGGAGGGGCCCUCCACGUUUGCCCCCCGGAGAGCAACCCCCAGAGAGUGCAGGAGAAGCAGCAGCAGCAGCAGGGUGUUGUCCCCUAUCUUGGCACUUUCCUCGGUGACCUGCAGAUGCUGCACCUGGAGAUGGGAAUACCGAGUCAUGAGGGAGAUCCUGCUGCUCCAGGUCGCUGCAAAGAAUUAUAACAAGACCCCAAGGAGUGAUUUGGGGCCUGGUUCCAGGACACGGAGCUGCUCAACGAGAAUGAGUGAGGCCGGGCAGGAGUUGGGUGAGGGCAGGGGUGGAUUCUCCCUGUUGGCCAGUCCAGAGAGCCUGUCUCAGUGGCCCCCUGGUCAGCCCCAGGCCUUAUGGCAUGGCGACCUCUGGGACACCCAGACCCCAACUGCUGAGGUUUCUUUUGACCAAAUUUUAGGAACUUUUAGUUUUCUAGUUGAAUCUCUGGAAUUGCAUCAGCUGUAAGUGGGGAAACCAAUGUAAAAAGAUCAAAACAUGCAUGUUGAGAGGACAAGGCCCGAGGAAGAUCAUUUGAAAAUGGACUAAAGGCAGGCAGGACUUUCCCUCCUGAGACCCCUCUAGGGGCUCCGUGUUCACCCGUAACCUAGAUUUGAAUCCUGCUGGGAUCCUUGUACAGGACUCUGAAUUCCUUUUCCUGCUUGAUUUGUAUCCAGGAGGAACGAUUUCUGAUGCAGCUUUUAAGGCUACUGUUGGGCCUUGUUACAUAAACAUGACUGCUCCCUGUGAACUAGGAUUCUCAGCACCCCUGCCUUCCUUAUGCAAUUCCCUUUAGGGCAGAAAUUCCCUAGAAGGCCCCAGGCCUCCUCCCUGGCUUGGCCUGAUGGAUCCCGAGUGAGCUCUGCUUUCCCAGGAUAAGGGACCGUAAUCCUGGCCAGUCAGUGACCCCACAUUGUCCCUUGCUGUCCAAGGUGAAUUCUGAGCUCGUGUCCUUCUGAGGUCCAAGGUCUUGGGCAAUCCUCCAGUUUACACACUCAGUGUUGGUGUUCUGAACUCGUCCAAAUGGGGUAAUUGGGCCCAAGUCAUUAAAGUGUGUCACCCCUGGGUGGCUGUGUUUUUUUCCCCA